This is a messenger RNA of Oreochromis niloticus (Nile tilapia), 3661 nucleotides long. Its product is annotated as sodium/hydrogen exchanger 3. The transcript is spliced from 16 exons. NCBI's taxonomy places the organism in Eukaryota, Metazoa, Chordata, Actinopteri, Cichliformes, Cichlidae. The record is from RefSeq and is a predicted model, not a curated record. Gene Ontology annotation, molecular function: potassium:proton antiporter activity; sodium:proton antiporter activity. Bases 214 to 2763 code for a protein of 849 amino acids. Gene Ontology annotation, biological process: proton transmembrane transport; sodium ion import across plasma membrane; potassium ion transmembrane transport. Gene Ontology annotation, cellular component: brush border membrane; plasma membrane; apical plasma membrane.
UUGACAGAGAGGAGAGCAGAAAGUGGAUACCAUGCUCCGGUCAGAUGAGGAUAUGGAUACAUAUGUGAAGAGAGUGACAGAGAUCUGAGUGAGAAGAAGAAGGUGCAGAAAAAGGAAAUGAGACUUUGAGCUGCAGUCUGAGGCUGACUUGAGCAUUUUCAUCAACAGUCUAAAUAGCAGUUUGAUUAAAGUUUUAAGAUAUUUUAUCCAACAAUGGCAACUCUUUGGCGAUUUACACUUUUUCUCUGCAUGCUGCUGAUGGCGUGUGGAGGCUUGAGCCUGGCUAGUGAAGAAGCAGAAACCCGAAAUACACAAACAGAAACUGGGACAGGCUCAAGCUCUAACACAACUGGAGGAGGUGGUCAUGAAGCGGCGCCCAUCACUACACUGCCCAUUGUGACCUGGAAGUGGCAUCACAUCAGCGUACAGUACCUGGUGGCCCUGUGGAUUCUGGUUUGCUGGCUCUGCAAACUUAUCAUUGAGGCCAACCAUAGUGUCACCAACUACAUACCUGAGAGUGCCCUCCUCAUCUGCUCUGGUUUCAUUUUGGGUGGCAUGAUUUGGGGUGCAGACAAGAUGCAGACCUUCUCACUGAGCCCAACAGUCUUCUUCUAUUUCCUGUUGCCUCAAAUCAUUCUGGAUUCAGGCUACCACAUGCCAAACAAGCUCUUCUUCACCAACCUGGGUGCUAUCUUGAUCCAUGCUGUCAUUGGGACCUGCUGGAAUGCCGCCAGUUUGGGGCUGUCGCUGUGGGGGUGUCACAUGGGAGGAGCCAUGGGUGACCUGGACAUCGGUCUGCUGCAGUAUCUUCUUUUCGGAAGUCUGAUGGCUGCUGUGGACCCCGUGGCUGUCUUAGCUGUGUUUGAUCAGGUCCACGUUAACGAAGUCCUCUUCAUCAUAGUGUUUGGAGAGUCACUGCUCAACGAUGGUGUGACAGUGGUGCUUUUUAAUGUGUUUGAUGCAUUUGUAUCGCUGGGAGGAGGCCGAAUUAAUGCAGCAGAAAUUGUUAAAGGAAUAGUUUCCUUCUUUGUGGUUGCAUUUGGUGGUUCCCUUGUGGGCAUAGCAUUCGGCAUACUAAUUGCACUUCUGACCAGAUGCACAAAAAACAUCCAGAUCAUCGAGCCAGGCUUCAUCUUUGUCAUGGGAUACCUUUCCUACCUGACUGCUGAGAUGCUUUCUCUGUCUGCUAUCCUUUCCACUACCUUCUGCGGUGUGUUAUGUCAGAAGUACGUCAGAGCAAACAUGGAUGAGAGUUCCGUCCAAACAGUCAAAUAUGCCAUGAAGGUUUUCGCCAACGGAUCAGAAACCAUCAUCUUUGUUUUCCUCGGUAUCUCGGCCAUCGAUAAGGUUAUCUGGGUUUGGAACACGGGCUUCAUCCUCCUCACGCUCCUCUUCAUCUUUGUGUAUAGAUUCAUUGGUGUGUUUUUCCUCCAGUGGAUCCUUAACAGGUACAGGCUGGUCCCAAUUGAAUUAAUAGAUAUGGUGAUCAUGAGCUACGGUGGCCUACGAGGAGCUGUUGCGUAUGGCCUGGCUGUGUUGCUGGAUGAGAAUAAGAUAAAAGAGAAAAACCUGAUGAUCUGCACUACUCUCAUUGUGGUGUACUUCACUGUCAUCUUGCAGGGAAUAACGAUGAAACCUCUGGUCAUGUGGCUUAAAGUAAAGAGAGCUGAAGUAACUGAGGUCUCACUCCUAGAGAAAAUGACAAACAAGAUGUUUAAUCACACUCUGGUUGCCAUAGAAGACAUAUCAGGACAAAUAGGAGAUAACUACUUCAGGAGCAAGUGGAGACAUUUUGAGGAGAAGUGGAUGACGCCACUUUUGAUGAAGCCAUCUGCAAGGAAGAAACAAGAUGAAGUUUUUGAUGUCUUCCAUCAGCUGAACCUCAAGGAUGCCAUGGAAUAUGUGACUGAAGGCGAGCGUAGUGGCUCUCUGGAGUUUGUCCGUAAUGACAGCGCCAUUCUUGAUUUCAAGAAAAAGCUGGAAAGUGAAUACACAGAGGUCUUGCCUGACAUCCCGCCAUACAUGAUAAAUAAUCAUGGUGCAAUGUUCACUAUGGGUAGAGACCCUAUUCCAUCAGUGAGCCUGGAAAUGCACGAGCAGACCAUGAAAGCUAUGAGGGAAGCUGAGGCAGUUGAUGCUCACCACCUUCUGGAUCAGCAUCUCUACAAGAGCAGAAAACAGUAUCGCCACGGGUUCAGUCGCAGUGAUUUCAAAAUCAACAGAGAUGAAAAAGAAGUCCAGGAGAUCUUCCAGAGAACCAUGAGGAACAGGUUGGAGUCAUUCAAGUCUGCAAAGAUGGGUGUUUCACCACCAAAGACAAUUGUCAAGCACUCAAAGAAAGAACAGCAGGAGAAGAUCCCAAAUGGAAAGUCAAUGAGCAAGACUAAACUCUGCCAUUCUGGUGAUGAAGACUUUGAGUUCUCAGAGGGAGAUAGCGCCUCUGGCUAUGACUCGUCAUACCCUUCUUUCUCCAUGAGAGCCACGUACAGACCAGGAGAUGGGAUUGAGAACCCAGCCUUUGUGCCAGAUCUGUACCCCACGGAUUUGUUGCAGAUCCCUCCUUGGCUGGCAGAGAGUGAGCCCGACAGCAGCAUGGUGGCUCCGUCAUUGCGAGCCCAGGCGAAUCUUCCCAAUUCACCUAUGGAAAUGCGCCGAAUGGGGCUUCUUCGUACCAGCACUCGCUCUACUGACACAAAGCAGAUGAACAAUGAUCAGUUUCCACCUCCACCAACACCUCCUCCUCCUCCCAGUGGCCACAUGUAACUGUAUCCCAAUGCAGACACCCUGUUCUGUUCUGUUCACUUGAACCUGGAACAAAGACACAAAAUAAACCUCAGACUAAUUAACCAUCUACUCUCAUACUGACAAGAAAAUGUUUAUUUUUCCAUGACUGUGGUUAGCUCCUGUGUUUCUACACAAAACACUGUGUAGGAAAAACUGCACUGAAACAAAUCCUUUAUGUUCAACAUUAGAUAUAUGUUGAACACUGUCAUAUAGUCUGUGGUUUGUAGUAAACAUGCUAUUGAAAAUUAUUAUUUAAGGUUAAUUUUUCAAAACAUCUUAAUAUUAUGUAAAAACCUUUCAAAUGAUGUGUAGAUAUCAAUUAUAAAAACAAUGAUUUAAAAUACUUUCUGAAUCUAUAAUCCAUACAUUCAUAUUGCAGAAUACCACAACAACUUUCACCACUUGGGGCACUAUUUUGUGUGAAAGAUGAAAUAUUACUAACAAAUAAAAUGCUACAUAGGUCAAUGAUGCAAACACAUUUUAGUGGGAUGCAUUUAAACAUUUGCAGCAUAUAUAAUGCACAUUCUUAGUAUUAUUUAGUGAGGUUCCAGCCUGUUCUGAAUGCUCUCUAUUUUUCGACUUUUGACUCUUGCAAUGGAAGGGAGAGAGGACAUCCCAAAUAUGGUCAUCUCAGAUGCUCCACCAACCUUCCGUUUCAGAGGGUCAAACAAUUAGGAAAAAGUUGGUUUAAAGGCAGAUGAUGAACUAAGUGGUAUUCAUUAAGGGCCAGUAGAAGAUAAAUGAGGGUAUAAAUGAGGAUUAUCAUGAACCAUGAAUAAUGCAAAGCUACUCUUGUCUGAGAAUUUGGGUUUGAUGUGCCCAUUUUAAUUUCUUGUACUGUUUUAAUUUUCUAAUAAAUGGAAUAGGUGUGAUUGUU